This is a messenger RNA of Aspergillus tanneri, 261 nucleotides long. RefSeq lists its product as uncharacterized. Lineage: Eukaryota; Fungi; Ascomycota; Eurotiomycetes; Eurotiales; Aspergillaceae. The coding region runs from base 1 to 261 and encodes 86 amino acids. The transcript is spliced from 2 exons. The record is from RefSeq and is a predicted model, not a curated record.
AUGAGCGCUAUGAGCGCUAAAGAAUUCCUCGCUGACGUCGAAGGCGGCGUGGUGCCAGUGGACUGCCACGAGAAAGUGCUGCGGAUAGAAUUCAUCUAUAUGGACGAGGGGCUGUGGCUCGGCAGCGGCGUCUUUGAUGUUGUCGAGAAGCUGCACGCGCGUGGAUGGUCGUUCGGCGAGGGCGGGUUGAGGUUUAAUCGCACCCUGGAUAUAUUCUACCUCGCCCAGCUCGCAGCGGCUACAUACCGCUCCACCGACUAA